UCUCACUACAAGGAUAAUGAGGAAAAGACGGAGCUGGAAACGUCAGUGUAACUUGAAGUGAUGGAUACUAAGAGUGUUUGAGGAACCCUUUCAUCUGACCCAAUGGCAAAGAAAGGCCGCGCCAAGGGCGAGAAGCCUGAAGCACUCAUCUCUGCCUUACAGGCAGCCAAUGAAGAUCUCAGGUCGAAAUUAACCGAUAUUCAAAUUGAACUGCAUCAAGAGAAAUGCAAGGUGACCAAGUUGGAGCGAGAAAAGGUGCAGGAAGGCAAGCGCAUUCGUGAACAGGAGCAGCAUCGGCAUACGGUGAUGCUGACGGAGCAGCGGGCUCGCUGGCACGAGGAGAAGUUAAAGGAACUCGCAGCUCUGAGAGAAUCGCUGACACGGCAGCACGAGCAGGAGUUAGCACGUACCGCAAAGAUUAAAGAAGGCGAGAUCCAGCGUCUGCGGACUGCGCUCAGUGCACUGCGCGAUGGCAGCGGCGAGAAAGUGCGCACUGCUCUAACGCUAGAGGCCCGAGAGGAAGCCCGCCGCUUCUUUGACCACGAGCGCGUCAAGCUGCUGCAAGAAAUAGUCGAGCUAAAAUCCUCCAAACGACAGAAGGAUGAAGCACUUAAUACUAUAAUUUUAGCUGACAAGAUGAAGGCAGGUGACCUGCGCUCUGAACAUCAAGCGCACCAGGAGCAAAUUUCCAAGAUCAAGUGGGACAGUGAGCGAGAUGUUCGUCGACUGGUGGAUGAGAUCAAGGCAAAGGACCGGACGAUCUUCGCGCUAGAGAAAGAGCUGGAAACAGCGACAGGCUUCGUGCAGAAGCUGAUGCUGCAGAAGGAUGUGCUUGAUGAGCAGCUGUUUCUGGUGAAAGAGGCAGAAUGCAACCUGGGUAGCCCCAAAAGAGAGAUCCCCGGCCGCGCUGGAGAUGGAGCAGAGCACUGUGGGAGUCCGGACAUGAGAAGAAACCAGAAACGCAUGAGUGAACUCAAAGCCACCAUUCGUAAACUGGAGGACCGCAAUUCAAUCUUAGUGGAUGAAAGAAACGAGCUGUUGAAGCGUGUUCGAGAAACAGAGAAACAGUGCAAGCCGUUACUGGAGAAGAACAAAUUAUUAAGUAAGAAAAAUGAUGAACUCAGUCAUUCCCUUCAGAGGACGGAGGACAAGCUUAAAUCCAUAACCAAGGAGAACCUGGAAAUGAAGGAGAAGAUUACCUCCCAUCCUCCACUGAAGAAACUCAAGUCUCUGAAUGAUCUGGAUCAGGCCAGCGACGAUCAAGAGAUUGAGUUCCUCAAACUGCAGGUUCUCGAGCAGCAGAGCAUGAUCGAUGAGCUGACACGAGAUAGAGAAAAACUCUUGAGAAAGAAGAGGCAUAAACGAAGCAGACCUAUAAAGAGGCAUAUUGUUGUAGACACAUUCUAUGGGUAUGAUGAAGAGUCCAUGGAUUCAGAAACUUCCUCCGUGGCUUCCCUGCGCAUGGAUCGAACCCCGGCUACGCCAGAUGAAGAUUUAGACGAGGGUCUGGCGGCUGAAGAGUCUGAAUUGCGCUUUAAGCAGCUGACACGGGAAUAUCAGGCUCUUCAAAGAGCCUAUGCUCUGCUGCAGGAGCAGAAAGGAGGUGUGCUGGACGCUGAAAUGGAGGCUAAGGCUCAUGAGCAGCUCCAGGCAGACGUUCAAAGGUAUAAAGCUAAAAUUGAAGACCUGGAAAACGAGCUCGCUUUAAAAGGACAGGACUCCAGAUGGGUGGAAGAGAAGCAACUGUUCUUCAGGCGCAAUCAAGAGCUGCUGGUGAAGGUUGAAAAGUCUGAGAAUGAAAACGGAAAGCUGCAGCAGGAGCUACAGGACUCUAAAGAUCAGAACGAACUCCUGGAGUUUCGCAUUCUUGAGCUGGAGAAAACAAUCAUUCUGGCAAAAAGACAAACAAUUCGACAGUAUUACCGCUGGCCCGCUUUUAGACUUAAGGAAAAACGAAAGAGAGCGUUUGCAUCUGACGUAAAGGGUAUUUCACAGUAUAAUAAGGUCAUUUUUCCUGUAUUGGAUGUUAGAAGCUUAAAUUAUUACGCAGAUGUCAUUUGUGAGAUGCAGUGCAAGACAGAUGCAUUAAUUAUUAUCAUCUACGACAUGACUGUUGACUUGCAGGAGAUGUUCUGCAAACAGAAGGGUUAUCUGGAGGAGGAGCUGGACUACAGGAAGCAGGCGCUGGAUCAGGCCUAUAUGCAAAUCCAGGAGCUGGAGGCCACCCUGUACAACGCACUGCAGCAGGAUAAAGUCAUCAAAUACGGAGAACCUCUGGACGAGCUGCAGAAGGACGAGUUACGCGCGGCUGUGGAGAAACUGCGCAGACAGAUGCUGCGGAAGAGCCGAGAGUAUGACUGUCAGGUGCUGCAGGAGAGGAUGGAGCUGCUCCAUCAGGCCCAUCAGAGGAUCAGAGACCUGGAGGAUAAGACUGACAUCCAGAGGAGACAGAUUAAAGAUCUAGAGGAGAAGUUUUUAUUUCUCUUUUUAUUCUUCUCUCUUGCCUUCAUUCUUUGGCCUUGAUGUCUGUGACAUCUCCUGCGGAGGAUCUGAAGCAACCUGGAGCUGUCGCAUGCAACUGCAGUCUUCCGGUUGCAAUGACUCAAGGUGUAUUAGUGGCUGUUUUGUUUUGGUUGUGUAGAAGUGGGAAAGUCAGAGUUAAUGAUUAUAGACUACAUUGGGAUUAUCUGGAUUCAACCUCUGUGGAGGACCAGCACAGAACGCUUAAAAUCACACUUACAGAUCAAUACAAGUGUGACAAAACAUAAUCAUCAACCCAAGUAGAGGAUUAUAAAUUAUCUCUGCCAUGCAGGGACCCGUCAUGACCACGUCUUUACUGCAUCUACUGCGACUGCUACCAACCAGAACCCACAGAUCUCUUUCUUUCUCACUCUGUCUGCUUGUCUGUCUGUCUGCCUCUCCUCCCACACACACUUUGGGAAAUUAGAAGCGAAAUGGAUGCUUUUGCAGACACACACACACACACACACACACACACACACACACACACACACACUCUCUCACACACACUUACACACACACACAUCCUCUCACAGGAGCUAUGGGUGCUGACUCAGGGCCUGUUAGUGAGGUGACUGUUGCAUCUCUGUUAUCAGGACCCUUAGGAGAGGUGUCUUCCUCACUGCCUGAAAACAGAAAGGACAAAGAGACAGAUUGAGAGAGAAAGCGAGACCAUCCACACUAGCAGUUUUCGUUUACCCCUAUAAAGUUGAGUAGACUGAAAAAGUAAUUCUGAGCAGCCUGGUUUUUACAUUUUUUUACACUGGGCCUCAUUCCUCCAUCACAAGCAAAACAUUUUUGUAAAUCAUUCUUUAAAUCAUUCUUAAGGUUUACGCAACAAAAGAAUUGUUGCACAGCUUGUGCAACUAAAACAAUUUUUAUGUAACAUGCUACAGUUUACGAAAGUCGUGAUGAAACGGAAGUAGCGACAGAACUUUUAUUAUGUAUUGUGACGUACACCUAAAUGUAACCGAUUAUAGAAAAUAAAAAAUGUACUUGGUGUUAUGCAUAUAUUGGUUGUUGAUUGUAUUUUGCGAUGAGGGCAUUGCACUUGAAUAAAUGAGCUUGCAGUCGAUUGUAAAACAGGAGCAGGGUUUAAACUGACUGUAUGAUUGGAGUAAUUCUGCAUACAUUGCCAGAGAAAAGUCUGAUGAUUCACCGGAAGAUCCAUCUAUGACAUUUUGAUAAAAAAUCGCAAGGUCAAAUUUUUUUUUUAAUGAAACAUACACGUGGAAGCUUGUUUCCACCACUGAAUAAAAAUAAAAAAGGUUAUUGCGACUUCUUAUCUCACGAUUCUGACAUUUUCUCGCAGCUGUGUGAUAUAAACUUGCAAUUCUGACUUUUUUUCUCCCCGAAUUUUCUCACUAUAGUGAGAAAAUGUCAGAAUUAUGAGAAAAAAGUCAGAAUUGUGAGUUUAUAUCCCGCA
Sinocyclocheilus grahami is the source of this 3946-nucleotide messenger RNA. RefSeq names its product janus kinase and microtubule-interacting protein 2-like. The transcript is spliced from 17 exons. The record is from RefSeq and is a predicted model, not a curated record. Lineage: Eukaryota; Metazoa; Chordata; Actinopteri; Cypriniformes; Cyprinidae. Gene Ontology annotation, molecular function: microtubule binding; kinase binding. The coding region runs from base 103 to 2523 and encodes 806 amino acids.